GCGCUCUUUGUUCUCCCUCCGACUCCAACGGCCGCCAAUUAAUGGAAGGCGCUCCGGCGAAACCAGCCUUGCUUGCCCUCCUUCUCGCGGUCUCCCUUUCCGUGUCUUCCGCCGUGACCGUUCUGGAGGACACCUGCAGCAGCGUCGCGGCAUCGCGCCCCCGCAUCGGCUACGAUUUCUGCGUGGCCUCGCUGCAGGCCGGUGACCCUGACUGCCGCGCCGCCGACCGCCGGGGCCUCGCGGUGGUCGCGGCUCGUCUGUCUCUCUCCCGCGCCGCGGGUGCCUCCGCAGAGAUCGCGCGCAUGGCCGCUGGGGAACGCGAUCCCCCGCGGCGGGAGUGCCUGGGAGCCUGCGCGGAGGUGUACGGACAGGCCUCCGACCACUUGAACCGCGCCGUGCGCGAACUCCGUGCGGGGAGGUACCGCGAGGCCGUAACGUUUCUGAGCGCAGCCGUGGACGCGUCGGAGAAUUGCGAGGACGCAUUCCGGGAGGUCGUCAGCGGAGGCGUCUCGGGCUCGCCGUUGGUGGAGCAGGAUAAGGAAUAUUUCAUGGUGACUGCCAUGGCACUCGCCAUCACAGUGACGCUGUGAUGAGGGCGUGGGAUGGUUUGGAAAUGGAGAUUAUUGAAGGUUAACUAUGAAAAAAUAAUAAUAAUAAAAAGUAUUUCACCAA
Molecule: messenger RNA, 672 nt
Organism: Zingiber officinale
Lineage: Eukaryota; Viridiplantae; Streptophyta; Magnoliopsida; Zingiberales; Zingiberaceae
Product: putative invertase inhibitor
Exons: 1
Coding region: 42-590 (182 amino acids)
Molecular function (GO): enzyme inhibitor activity
Source: RefSeq, a predicted model, not a curated record